Molecule: messenger RNA, 2708 nt
Organism: Drosophila kikkawai
Lineage: Eukaryota; Metazoa; Arthropoda; Insecta; Diptera; Drosophilidae
Gene: shd
Product: cytochrome P450 family 24 subfamily A member shade
Molecular function (GO): iron ion binding; heme binding; monooxygenase activity
Source: RefSeq, a predicted model, not a curated record
UGCUGUCGUCGCAACAAGUGACGCAAAACAGGGAUCGCGGAGGAGCUAGGCGAAGAUCGGAGAUCGCGCUGGGACUGGGAUAUUGAUCGGGAUUAGAUUCCGGGAGUCGAUUUUUUGGGACUCUGUCCGUACGGAAAGGUGUCACGUUUUAUGUUGAUUAAUAUUAAAUAUUAAUUCCAUUAACAAUUAUGAUUGAUCGUCAACGAAAACAACAGAGUCCAAAAGUGCAAUGUCUGUCUGUGAUUAGAAGUUUCUAUUGUGUUUUCCUCACCGCACCAGAAACUGCGAUUAAAGGUUGCUUGGAAUGCCAACGACAAAAGCUUUAAAUAACAACAAUCCAUAAAUGUGUAAUAUAACAACUGAAAGUGAUGUUGAAAUAUUUUUAAAAUAUUUGCAAUGUUCUAAAUCUAAAAAGUUCAAAGUGAUAAGCCAAGCAUAAGAGAUUCAGUGUAAUUAGAAAUGUCAACGAUUCGGAUCUAGCCGGUAAAAGGAUAUAACUUAUUGGAUUUAAAACGAGAAAACCCUAAAGUGCGUCCCCAUGGUAAUGGCCGUGAUACUGUUGCUGGCCCUGGCACUGGUACUCGGCUGCUACUGUGUUCUCCACCGUCAGAAGCUGGCCGAGAUCUAUCUGCGUCCGCUGCUGAAGGACACGCCUCUGGAGGACUGCUACCAUGCAGCGCCAAUAGAGUCGCCAGAGUCAACCAAAAGAAGGCGACGCCGUGGCAUCUGGGAUAUUCCGGGACCCCAGAGGAUACCCUUCCUGGGCACCAAAUGGAUAUUUCUUGUAUUCUUCAGGCGCUACAAGAUGACCAAGCUGCAUGAGGUCUAUGCGGAUCUCAAUAGGCAAUACGGCGACAUAGUCCUUGAGGUAAUGCCCUCGAAUGUGCCCAUUGUCCAUUUGUACAAUCGCGAGGACUUGGAGAAGGUGCUGAAGUAUCCCAGCAAAUACCCCUUCCGACCGCCCACCGAGAUCAUUGUGAUGUACCGUCAAUCCCGACCGGAUCGCUAUGCCAGUGUGGGCAUCGUCAACGAGCAGGGACCGAUGUGGCAGCGCCUACGAUCCUCGCUAACCUCCAGCAUCACUUCGCCAAGGAUUCUGCAGAACUUUCUGCCCGCUCUAAACGCAGUCUGUGAUGACUUCAUAGAGCUGCUCAGAUCCCGACGAGAUCCGGAAUCCUUGGUAGUGCCCAAUUUCGAGGAGCUGGCCAAUCUGAUGGGUCUCGAGGCUGUCUGCACUUUGAUGUUGGGCCGAAGGAUGGGCUUCUUGGCGGUGGACACCAAGCAGCCGCAGAAAAUCAGCCAACUGGCGGCGGCCGUCAAGCAGUUGUUCAUCUCCCAAAGGGAUUCCUACUACGGACUGGGCCUGUGGAAGUACUUUCCCACCAAAACCUACCGAGAGUUUGCCCGGGCCGAGGACUUGAUCUAUGAUGUGAUCUCCGAGAUCAUCGAUCAUGAGCUAGAGGAGCACAAGAAGUCGGCGGCCUGCGAGGAUGAGGAGUCAGCCGGCCUGCGCAGUGUCUUUCUUAAUAUCCUAGAGCUCAAGGAUCUGGAUAUAAGGGACAAGAAGUCGGCCAUUAUAGACUUUAUAGCUGCGGGCAUUGAAACGUUAGCCAACACCUUGCUGUUUGUGCUAAGCUCUGUCACUGGCGAUUCUGAGGCCAUGCCUCGCAUUCUCAGUGAAUUCUGCGAGUAUAGGGAUACAAAUAUCCUGCAGGAUGCUCUCACAAAUGCCACAUACACCAAGGCCUGUAUACAGGAAUCUUACAGACUGAGGCCCACGGCCUUCUGCCUGGCCAGGAUCUUGGAGGAGGAUAUGGAGCUGUCCGGUUACUCGCUAAAUGCAGGGACCGUAGUGCUCUGCCAAAAUAUGAUUGCCUGUCACAAGGACAGCAACUUCCAGGAGGCCAAGCGUUUCUGCCCGGAGCGUUGGAUCGAUUCGGCCACGGAGAACUUUACGGUCAAUGUGGACAGUGCCAGUAUUGUGGUGCCCUUCGGAGUGGGUAGGCGGACGUGUCCGGGCAAGAGAUUUGUGGAGAUGGAGGUGGUCCUGCUGCUGGCCAAGAUGGUCCUGGCCUUCGAGGUGAGCUUCGUGAAGCCCCUGGAAACGGAGUUCGAGUUCCUGCUGGCCCCAAAGACCCCGCUCAGCUUGAGGCUUAGCGAUCGCGUCUUCUGAUGGUCGCGGAGCUGAGGCUCAACUGUCCCAAAACAUUGCCUAACCUUGGGCGUUAAAAAUAGCUAGGAACUGAACCACUAAGUGAAGUAUAGUGUAAAAUAUGAAUAGAAAACUGCGCACAUAUCCCGUAUAUAUCCUUGAUGAGCCCAGCAUCAGCAGCAGCCUAGUCCUGUGAAGCAAUCUAAAGCAAUUAAUUAAACGCAAUCAAUAUACAUUUACAUAUUUAUGCUGACUGGAUGUAAGUAGUUCUGUAUAUGAAUGUCAUGUUUGUUUUUAAUAAUUACGUAAAGUUCUUUUAGUUAUUGUUAGUAGCUAGAGCAUAAGUAGCAGCAAUUGUUUUUGAAAGACUGUGUUUAAGUUUUGUGUUUUGAUAUUAACCGAGUUCUUUACAUGCCUCUAUUUCCUGUAUAUAGUCUUGCAAAUUUGAACAUUCUAUGCAGUGUGUAUGUACAGCCUAAUUUUAAUUGUAUUUAUUCAAGUGUUUAUACUAUAGCAAAGUUUUUAUUUCGUCUCUGUAUCUGUGAAUAUUUUUUGU